This is a messenger RNA of Drosophila innubila, 1916 nucleotides long. Its product is annotated as isovaleryl-CoA dehydrogenase, mitochondrial. Gene Ontology annotation, molecular function: 3-methylbutanoyl-CoA dehydrogenase activity; flavin adenine dinucleotide binding. NCBI's taxonomy places the organism in Eukaryota, Metazoa, Arthropoda, Insecta, Diptera, Drosophilidae. The transcript has 3 exons. Gene Ontology annotation, cellular component: mitochondrion. Gene Ontology annotation, biological process: L-leucine catabolic process. The record is from RefSeq and is a predicted model, not a curated record. Bases 39 to 1316 code for a protein of 425 amino acids.
GGUAAUUUGUAUUCUUUGUCUUUAACUUUGAGAUAGCAAUGGCUUUUCGUUUUGUGGGUAAAACUUGCAGCAGUUUGCUGCAACGAAGUGCAUGUGGCACAACAACUGCCGGAGUGCAAUGUAGUCGCACUCUGGCGCAUUAUCCAAUCAACGAUGCCAUGUUUGGCAUGGACGAAGAACGCCAAAAGUUAAGAGAGAUCGCCUUCAAUUUCUUUCAAAAGGAACUUGCCCCACAUGCUUACGAGAUUGACAAGUUGGAUAAGUUCAAGGAUUUGCGUUCGUUCUGGCGUAAAAUGGGUGAACUGGGAUUCCUUGGCAUCACGGCGGAACCGGAAUACGGCGGCACAGGUGGCAGUUACUUGGACCAUUGCAUAAUUAUGGAGGAGAUUUCAAGAGCGGCUGGUGGCGUAGCACUUUCUUACGGCGCACAUUCAAAUCUGUGCAUCAAUCAGCUAACCAAGAACGGCACACCUGAGCAAAAGGCAAAGUAUCUGCCCAAACUGUGCAGCGGCGAGCACGUGGGUGGAUUGGCUAUGUCAGAGCCUAGCGCUGGCUCCGAUGUCGUCUCAAUGAAGAUGCGGGCGGAGCGUAAAGGAGAUUACUAUGUGCUUAAUGGUUCGAAAUUCUGGAUUACCAAUGGCUCCGAUGCCCAAACCCUGAUCGUGUAUGCCAAAACGGGUGCCAGUGGUGUCCCUGAUAGACACGGAAUUACCGCCUUCAUUAUUGAAACCGAUUGGGAGGGCUUCAGCGUGGCCCAAAAGCUAGAUAAAUUGGGCAUGCGUGGCAGCAGCACUUGUGAGCUUGUCUUCCAGGACGUUAAAGUGCCCGCCAAGAAUAUUCUAGGCCAGGAGAACAAGGGUGUCUACGUCUUGAUGUCAGGUUUGGACUACGAACGUCUGGUUCUGGCUGCCGGACCAGUGGGUCUCAUGCAGGCAGCUUGUGAUGUCGCAUUUGACUACGCCCAUCAGCGUAAACAAAUGAAUAGCCUGAUUGGCGAGUUUCAGCUUAUCCAGGGCAAGAUGGCCGAUAUGUACACCACUCUGAGCGCUUGCCGCAGUUACCUGUACUCUGUAGCAAGAUCCUGCGAGGCAGGAGUACGUAGCAGCAAAGACUGUGCCGGUGUCAUAUUGUACAACGCUGAAAAAGCAACCCAAGUGGCUUUGGAUGCCAUUCAAAUCCUUGGCGGCAACGGCUACAUCAAUGAUAAUCCCACAGGACGCAUUUUGCGUGAUGCCAAACUGUAUGAGAUUGGUGCUGGAACUUCAGAGAUUAGACGCUGGCUUAUUGGACGCGAAUUGAAUAAGGAGUACAAGUAAUCCACAUUCUAAUGGAAGAACGAUCGUGGCAAUAUUAUGAUAUGGAUUUUGAACUAUAUUUACUCUCUAACAGACUAUUUGUUGCAUUUAUUUUUUUAACGAUCUUUUCGUAAAAUAUAUAUAUAUAUAUAUACACUGUACUAUGUUUAACUGAUAGCUUUUCCCCCCAACUCAAUUGAUAUUUAAAUUUUUUAGCUCAAUCCUUCCACAAACUUCCGACCAAGUUAUAAAUAUUGUUAAGAUAUUGUUUUUAUUAAUUUACAAAAAAAUACACAAUUCAUGAAUGCAAAUACGUAUACACGACGAUUCACUUAUGUACUCGUAUGUAUAUACAAAACGAAAUCAGAAAUUAUGAUUACAUUGAAAGGGGAAAUCCAUAAAACAAUGUUUACGUACAAAGAUUAUUUAAGAACUUAAAUCUAAGUUAUGUGAACAACAAAAUGUUUAUGCGCACUUAACUAUGAAUUGGCGCUGAUUUAACUAAAAAUGUCAUUAACUUUUAGUUUAUAGGUGCGCAGUAAUAAAUUGCAUUGAUCUAACAACAAAUCGAAUGAAUCCAAUUUGUAAUUUAUACGGUUUUGUGUUACGUUUAAAGGUUAC